Molecule: messenger RNA, 1923 nt
Organism: Heterobasidion irregulare TC 32-1
Lineage: Eukaryota; Fungi; Basidiomycota; Agaricomycetes; Russulales; Bondarzewiaceae
Exons: 9
Coding region: 1-1668 (555 amino acids)
Cellular component (GO): cytoplasm
Molecular function (GO): zinc ion binding; nucleic acid binding
Source: RefSeq, a predicted model, not a curated record
AUGGGUGCGGGGGCAUCGCGCGCGCAGUCGGACAGUGCGGGGGCAGGGGCGGGGGGUGUAGAAGAUUACUACGCGCUGCUCGAGGUCGAGGAGUCUGCGACCGCGGACGAGAUCAAGCGCGCGUUCCGCCGCCUCGCGCUCCUCCACCAUCCGGACAAGAAUCCCGAUGACUCCGAAGCCGCGACGCAGCGCUUCGCGGCGCUGCAGCAGGCGUAUGAAGUCCUGAGCGACGAGCAGGAGCGAGCAUGGUACGACUCGCAUCGCGCAUCGUUGGUCCCAGAACCGGACGUAGAGACCGUGUUUGAGGACAUCAAGAAGGGCACGACCCCUGCUCGCGCGCGCGAUCGCGGCUUGAGUGUGCGACAUCUAGCACCCUUCCUCAACCCGUCCAUCUGGUCUGCCUUGGACGACAGCGACAACGGCUUCUUCACGAUAUACCGCAAUCUUUUCGCCCGCCUUGCCCACGAUGAGGCGCCAUACACGGACGUCGAGUUCCCCUCGUUUGGGGACUCUACAUGGACAUGGACUGCACCCUCCAAGGACAAGCAGAUGGAGGCCGCGCGGACGUUCUACAAUUACUGGCUCAAUUUUGGCACCGAGAAAGAUUUCACUUGGUGCGAUAUGUACAAUCUCUCUGAGGCUCCAGAUCGUCGUGUGCGCAGACUCAUGGAGAGAGAUAACAAGAAAGCUCGCGACGACGCGCGCAAGGAAUACAACGAGACAAUCCGAUCUCUCGUCAUGUUCAUCCGCAAACGCGACCCCCGGUACAAAUCCCAUCUCGCCCGGCAAGCUCAGCUAAACACCCCAUCCCCUUCGAAGCCUACGUCCGGCGCAGCAACGCCCACUCAAAAACGCUUUGCCCCACCGCCCCCUUCAUCUUACGUAGAACAGGACUGGCAGAAGGUCGCGGACGCACCCGCGAACGACAUCGAGUGGGCGCGGGCCGAGAACGGUGGAGACGAAGAAUGGGAAUGCGUCGCCUGCGGGAAAACAUUCAGGAGCGAAGCGUCAUGGGACAGCCACGAACGGAGCAAGAAGCAUCUUAAGGCGGUAGAGACGUUAAAGCGGCAUAUGGAAGAGGAGGAAGAAGAGCUGGGGUUAGCCGGUGACGGCGAGGACGAGGACGAGGGCGAGGACAAGGGUGAAGACGAGGGUGAAGACGGCGAGGCGGAAAUUAAUGCGGAUGCCCGAGAGAUCCCAACCUCAGCGUUGCCAUCCGAGCCAGACAGCUCCCCGGCUCAGAAGCAGAAACCCAAACGGAGGAAAAAGGCGAGGAGCGCGCUCCCUCCCGACGCACCCAACGGCAGCCCCCAGCUGACGAUGUCAAAACGGGAGAUUAAGGGGCAACCUAACCUGAGCAUUGAAAAUCCGGGACCUUCGCAAGGUCUUGCGGACGUAGAAAUUCAGGGUCGCAGGGAAGCGGACAGCACGCGUUCGCAACCAACAGAGCCUCCGCAGCCGUCAAAAAAGGAAAAGCGGAGGGCGCGAGAGGCAGCCAAGAAGGAGCGGGAGGCCACCGCAACUACCCAACGAUGUAACGUGUGCUCGAAGGAAUUUGAGAGUAAAACCAAAUUAUUCGCGCACAUCAACGAGACCGGGCACGCUCUGGCCGAUGAGUCAACGCAGCGCGGGCGGAUACAGAAAAAAGGGGCGAAAGCGCGGCGAUGAAGGUCACAGUCCUUGAGGUCCCUCGGUUCAGCUGAUGGGCGCUUGAGUUAGAAGACAGUCUAUAGGAUUGGGGCACCCAUGGUACGGAUUAGGCUGGGAGUAGCUUGACUCGUGAUGGAGGGAGCCAGCUCACAUCUGCUCACAUGUGUCGCGCUGUGCAGUCAAUUGUAUCGAUGGCCCGACGUGCACUAAAAAGAUCAAUGUAUCCGCAAUAGGUAUUAUUACAAUGCAGCAAGCGCGUGUGUACACUGGCAG